Messenger RNA from Xiphophorus maculatus (southern platyfish), 6580 nucleotides. RefSeq names its product centrosomal protein 170 (gene cep170aa). Gene Ontology annotation, molecular function: protein binding. The transcript is spliced from 23 exons. The record is from RefSeq and is a predicted model, not a curated record. Bases 204 to 5042 code for a protein of 1612 amino acids. Gene Ontology annotation, cellular component: centriole. Lineage: Eukaryota; Metazoa; Chordata; Actinopteri; Cyprinodontiformes; Poeciliidae.
CAGGGGAGUAGCUUAUUGCUGAGCAACGGAGGAAGAGAAGGCCAGCGCACUCAGGGCUGGGCUCUAUACACACCUUCAACAGCGACUCGCAGCUGAAAGAAAAGGGAUGGCCUAGCUUUGCUGCACAGCCAGUGGUCUCUCAGCUGUGGUCUAUCACCUGGACCAGAGGAGGUGUGUACUAGAGGCAGCAGCAGGGCGCAGAGAUGAGCGUGACCUCCUGGUUCCUGGUGAGCAGCGGGGGAACUCGUCAUCGACUCCCCCGGGAAAUGAUCUUCGUGGGCAGGGAUGACUGCGAGCUUAUGCUGCAGUCUCGUAGCGUAGACAAGCAGCACGCAGUCAUCAACUAUGAGCCGGGGACUGACGAACACAAAGUGAAAGACCUGGGAAGUCUGAACGGGACCUUUGUAAACGAUGUCCGCAUUCAGGAGCAGAUGUACAUCACGCUGAAAUUGGAGGACAAGCUGAGGUUUGGAUAUGAUACCAACCUGUUCACGGUGGUGAGAGGAGAGCUCACUGUGCCUGAGGAAGCAUUAAAGCAUGAAAAGUUCACCAGUGGCCUUCAGCUCAGCAAGAAGCCAUCCAACAGUGAAACCACGGCCAACACGACCAAGAGCCAUUCUCCUUCUAAGGCCCCAACGAAAACGCCAAAGUCACCGAGCGGCGGCACUCCAAAGUCUGUGGAGAGCAGAGCAGCAGAUGGGAUCACUUCCUCCAGAGAACAGUCGACCAAGCCGCUGGACUCUCAAGGGGACAGUACAGCUCUGCCUCGUGGGACUCCACUGUAUGGUCAGCCCUCAUGGUGGGGGGAUGGAGAUGCAGACGAUGAAAACUCCUUCAAACAAGAAACCAAGUCCAAAAAACACGACGGCUCCAUUUCAGAGAGCAAGGAGGCGCGUCGGGGAGAGAAAUCAAAGGAGGACGGCCUUCAUGCGUCCCCUGCUCUCGAUUCCAGUUACUUUGAGGUCCCCACAAAGGAAGGUCACAUGGCAAAUAAUGGCAUCCAUGAAAUUCCCACCAAGGACACAGAGGAUGCUCCCAGUCAGAGCCACACCACUGCAGCUCAAGGGCACGCCUCCUUCACCAUAGAGUUUGACAACACAUCUCCAGGGAAAGUCACCAUUAAAGACCACGUGUCAAAGUUCACGUCGGACCACCACAGAUCCCGCACCAAGAAGAGCACGGCGGGAAGCGGCGGCUCUGGAAGCAAGGACCUCACCACGCUGCAGGCCGCCAUGAUGGCAUCUGAGAGCAAAGUGGCGGAUUGGCUGGCUCACAACGACCCCACGUUAGUGCACACCGAGUCCACCGAGGACGACAGCAAGAGCACCAAGAGCAUUAAGAGUGACGUCCCGGUCCAUCUAAAGAGGCUCAAAGUAGGGAGCAAACAUGAAGAUGGCACCCAAAGUGACUCUGAGAACGGACUCGGCCUGCGUUUCGCCAACCGUAGACACGCCCUCGAGGAGCGCCUGAAGACAGCACACAACCACGUGGCUGGGGGAUCCGCAGGGGCGGCCGCAACUGUCAGCGGGACCAGAGCCACCGGCAGCCGAACGGCUUUCAUGAUCGAAUUCUACGACGAGGAAAACCCUCGCAAGCGUCGCUCUUACUCAUUUUCCCAGACUGCUCCACUGCUGGGGGGCGGAGUAGGCGGAGAAGGACUGUGUCCACAGCCUCCAUCGCACCCUAAGGUGUUCAGUAUUUCAACGUCUGCUGCCUCAGCUGCAGAUUCAGGUAAAGCUCCAGCUCCAAUACCAGCCACAGUAACUGUGGGCGCUCCAACGGCUGCCCGUGUGCUGCUCAAGCAGAGAUCAGAGGACCAAAGUAUCGGUCGGAGCUCGGCUAGUACUGGGCUGGCGACUGGGAGCCCCACAACUCCCAGCGAGGACACUUCGGUCCUCGGCAAGGGAGCUGGAACUGCUGGGGGAGAGGUGGACGAGGACCACAGUGACAAGGGGACUUACACUAUUGAACUGGAGAAUAAAAAUCCAGAAGAAGAAGAGGCCAGGCGCAUGAUAGACAAGGUGUUCGGGGUGCAGGAGAAUACAAGCAGCUUGGUUUUGUCUGACCUAAAAGGAAAAGGAAAGGACUCAGGACACACUGGGAAAGAGGCUCUUGGUGACUCAAGCUGGGUCUCUCAUUGGGCCAGUUUAGCUGCUAAUCAAGCAAGGACUGACCCAGAAGGUUCUGGAGCAGAAGCAGCAACAUUCCUGCACAAAGAGAGAGGAUCUGAUGCCUUUGAGUCUGCUGCUCCUCCCCUUGGCAAAGGUGAACCCUCUUCCAGCCUGACCGACCGUAAACGCAGGACCCUCCCCCAGCUCCCAGUGGACGACCCCCGGGCUAAACCCACUCCCAAAGCACUGAGGUCUGAGAUAGGGGAGAAACAGGACACUGAGCCCCAGGAAAAAGAGAACAAGGGAGACGGAGAGUCCCCAACCCCCAUGGAGGACGGCGAAAUGACCAACAAGAGGAAACAAAGCUCGGCCACCUCCUCUCCGUCUAAGGGUCCGGUUCGGGGCACUGAAAGAAGGAAGAGGUCAGAGGAGAGCAACGGAGGAGAAGCAGGAGAAGGAGGGGAGAAAUCCGGGAAGGCCCUUGUUCGCCAGGGUAGCUUUACCAUCGAGAAGCCCAGUUCAAGCGUCCCUCCAGAGCUUAUCCCUCGUAUCAACAGAGGCAACAAUGAGCGUGAGCGCAGCGACUCCGUGGGCAGCAUGGACACCGCUACUCUGCUUAAAGACACGGAGGCUGUCAUGGCAUUCCUAGAAGCUAAGCUCAGAGACGAGAACAAACUAGACCAGAAAAGUAUUAAAACUCCUCCUAGUGCCACCAUUGGCCUCCCAGCUCGGACUGACUCCAUAUCCCCAGAAUCAGACUUGGACACAGCCAGCACGGCUAGCCAUGCUGCAGCAGAGGCAGGGGGAAAGGCCGCUGCAGGCGGCAUGCAAAAGCGGAAGUCUCUCAGCAGCAUGCACCGGGAAAAGAGCAAUAUGAGCACAGCGUCCAAGACGACCUCCGGAAACGGCAGCGCUCGCGAACGCCUGGAGAGAAAGGCUAAAGGUAGAACAGCCGAAGUGACGAGUCGGACUCGCUCCGCUCAACCCGCCGCUUCCUCCAGAGCACGCCAGCCUUCCCUGGAUCUCACCGACGAUGACCAGACCUCCUCUUUCCCCAUCUCUGACAUUCUGUCUUCAGACCAGGAAACCUACUCUGGGCCUUUGGGGAACUCGGUUCAUAGACGAGGCUCAGAAGAUGUCCUCCAUUCCAAACUCGACGGCAGAUCUUCCAAGACGUCCAUGAGCGGUGCCUCCAAAACCAGCCGAAAUCUGCAGGCAGCAACGGCCUCCUCACUCAACAAGCAGGCCUCUCUGCCUCAACCACGACCCACUAGAGCCUCCCUUCUCCGCCGGGCCCGACUGGGGGACACGUCUGACACAGAUCUAGCCGAUGCAGACCGGGUUUCCGUGGCGUCCGAGGUGUCCACGACAAGCUCCACCUCUAAGCCGCCGUCCGGCCGGAAGGGACUGUCGCGGCUGGACAUGCUGGCUCAGCCACGGAGGAAUCGCGUGGGCUCCGUCUCGGCACGCAGCGACUCGGAGUGCACAGUGAGCCGGCCCUCCACAGCUUCACCACGCCUGUCCGCAGAGACCGCGCUGCGUCUCGGCUUGCGCUCGACAACACCCACAGAGAAUCGGCUCUCGCCAAGGAUGAGAGCCAACAGUGUGUCGAAACUCAACGAGCCCAAGGCCAAAACCACUACAUCUGGAUACUGCUCGCCCACAGAAAGCUCUCAGCCUGAACCUCCAGAUGGUGAUGCAGAGGAAGAGCUGAUGGUGUCCAGCAGCAGCAGGUGGCGGCGCCUGCCGCCGGAGUACGGCUCCACCUCGGAGGAAGAGUUCGGCUCCAGCCGGAACUCGGCAAAGCAUGGCGCUCGCCCCCACGUCCGGCCCCACCACCUCGUCCCGCACCGCGGCUCGAGACUCAGCUCCGCCACCAGCUCGGGACCGCCGGGCGUGGUGCCGAUCCCCGGUGGAGCGGGCAUCAAACACCGCAUGAAGGAGCAGGAGGAGUACAUCAGGGACUGGACAGCUCACAGCGAAGAGAUUGCCAGGUUGUUCCCCUGUGUGCGCAGGAUCAGCCAGGACUUGGCCAAGGACUUGGCCAUCUUGGCACGUGAGAUCCACGACGUGGCCGGUGAGAUAGACUCGGUCAGCUCGUCCGGCACAGCGCCGAGCACCACCGUCAGCACCGCCGCCACGACCCCGGGGUCAGCCAUCGACACCCGGGAAGAGGUAGGCCCUGCACGCCCCGCGCAGCCGGACAUACAGGAGAGCAUGAAAAAGCUGGUGGAUCGAGUGUUUGACGAGAGCCUCAAAUUUAGAAAGAUCCCUCCAGUUAUUUCAUCCAACAAGCCGCCAGAGAUCAACGGAAAGCCCGUUGAGCACCAACCCCGAGCUCCUGACGGCCGGGAGCCUCGGGCCUUGAGGAGGCGCACCUGGAACCGAGAGGAGGCGGUGUUGGACAGCCUCCUGAUCCACUCUGUGUCUCAGCUCUCCACCAAGAUCAGACACUCUGUUGACAGAACAGCAGGGAAAAUCAGGAUCUUGUUCAAGGAUAAGGACAGAAACUGGGAUGAAAUUGAGAGUAAACUGAAAUCAGAGAGUGAAGCUCCACUUCUUAAAACCUCCAACAAGGAAAUCUCUUCGAUUUUGCUCGAACUGAAGAGAGUUGAGAAACAGCUCCAAGUGAUUAACGUGAUGGUGGACCCAGACGGGACUUUGGACGCCUUGGCCAGCCUCAGCCUGUCCAGCCCCACCAAGGUCCCAACCGCCAAAGCCACGCCCCCCUCCGCCGCCAGCCCAGCCAAAGAGUCGCUGCCCGAAAUCCUUCCUGGGCCUGACGGUUCGGCCGCCUCCACCAGGGUUCAGUCUUCAGCCGCCAGCACAGAGAGCCGAGAAAACCUCGUGGGUUUGGGCCUGGCGGGCGUCGUCGGGCUGCCCUUCAGUCGCAGGCGGCCGAGCGGAGAAGAGGCCAUCGCACAGAAAUGAACGGCAGCUCUCCUCGAUGAGAAAUGAAUAAACAUGAGCAUGGAUUAGCGUGUAGGUGGCUGGCAGACGCACAGCCUUCUUUUUACCCAACAGUGAUCAGAAAUGAAGUGAGAUUCUCAACCGCUCCGAAAACCAACUAGCAGAAACUUGACCCAAGGAUGUUUCAGAUAGCCUGACGGUAACAUCCCAGCCACCAGCUGCUGACGCCCAACAACCAACCUGACAUCCACAUGGACCGAGGCCUGUUUCACUCCUCUUGCCUUUUUUAUGCAUCGGGACCCUUCCUGCGCUGAGGACAUGCCUUAAAACAUAACUCGCCCCCCGUAGCAGCGUCGCACCUCAUCCCCUCAAACACUAGUCGACACAUUUUUUUGUGAGCUCAUAGAAGACAAACUGAAUGCGUUGUAAAGUAACACUUUAACAUGUUUUAGUUACACUUACACAAAGGAUAUUUCAGCUCAAUUAUGAGAAACAUGGUUUAAACCUAAAAGUAUUGAGAUUAUGCCAGAAAUCAAGCAGAAUUUUAUUCAUGUAAAAAGAUGAUAUAAAAUAAUUACCACUUAAUAAGCCUAAUAAGUAGAACCUGGUUCUACUUAUUAGGCUUCCAUUCAUCUUGAGUUUUCCUCUUCGCAUUAAAUUUUUCUGUCCCAAUCGCUUGAAACACACUUUCUCCCUACAGCAUGUUCAAAACACAACUGCAAGUCAAAUCUGACUUAUUUGGAUUGGUGGUUUUAGCAGCUUCAGUCAUUACCUGUUUACGGAUGUAUCUGUUUUCAAAUUGUUGUGCCAUUUUUAAAGCAAUCUCUCCUGGGGAAGCAACAAAUUACAAUUCAUCCUAAUGUUGCUGGUUGUGAAGAGCUAUUCUCUCCCAGUUAACAAGAAACUGUGUCCUCACCUGCAGAGUACUCAACAUUUAUUAUCGGCCAAUAAAAGUAAAAGCCUUAAAAUAAAUUCAUCUUUGAUUGCAGCAGCACAAUCUCACACUGGAAAAUCCUGAAAAAUCUAACAAUAAAUGAGAACAUUUUUUCAGGAGCAGCCACAAGAAAACAUUAGUGAAUAAUUUUCUCAUUUUUUUUGGAUAAUGACUAGUGCUACACUGAUUGGUUCAUAUAACAAGGCCUCUAGGAAAGCAGAGUCAGAACUUUUUGCCACAUCAGGUCGAUCAAAAAUCAUUUUAAUUUCUUUAAAAACUUUUUAAAAAAUGUCCGUGCUCAAAAAUAACUUAAGUGUGCUAUAUUUUCAUGAAACAAACAAAAGUAAUCUGAUUUUUGCAAUAAGAUUAUCUUUGACUCAUUGUGGUACUGGAAUAUAAAAAGAAAGGCCUCAUGUGAUUGUCUUAUUAAAAAAACCUUUUCAAGUUCAUUGUUUUCUAUUUUGCUGGUGUCAAACAAAUUUGGUCUAAAUUCAGCAACAAGGAGACGCAGUUUACCACAGAUAAAAGAGUGUGAGAUUGUGUUACUACAGUGGGAGAUAAAUUUAUUAUUUUUAGGCUUUCUACAUGUUGUUUAGGGGUGCCAAUCUAUUUUUGUUCCAAUUGG